This is a messenger RNA of Amphimedon queenslandica, 2587 nucleotides long. Its product is annotated as ankycorbin-like. NCBI's taxonomy places the organism in Eukaryota, Metazoa, Porifera, Demospongiae, Haplosclerida, Niphatidae. Bases 102 to 2204 code for a protein of 700 amino acids. The record is from RefSeq and is a predicted model, not a curated record. The transcript is spliced from 12 exons. Gene Ontology annotation, molecular function: protein binding.
ACGUGCUUAUAGCUUCUCUCUGUUGCAGUACAACUUUUGGAUUUGAGCUGCUUUGUGGUAUCUCUCUCCUUAGAAGACUUUGCAUCAGUACUCCUGCUGUUAUGAACGCCUCCGAGCAGUUGAUCAAAGCUGCAAAAAGCGGCAACCUCAAAGAAGUGAAGAAACUUUUAUCCAAGGGAGCUUUUUUCGCCAAAGAUGAGUUUGGUAACACAGCACUCCACGAGGCUUCCUGGACAGGCAACAAUGACAUUGUGAAGGUACUACUCAAGGCCUCGUGCUUUGUGGACAGCGUCAAUGGAGCUGGUUUUACUCCUCUUCACCUUGCUAGCCAAAACGGACACGCCAAGGUGGCAAAGACCCUUCUCAAGUGGAAAGCAAACCCUGCGAUCAAAAAUCAGCACGAAGAAGCAGCCAUUCAUUUGAUAGCUAAAUAUGAUCAUUCCCAUCUUGUCCCCAUAUUUGCUGCUGCUAAAGUUAAUCUUGAUAUUACAGCAAAGGAUGGUAAUACUGCGCUCCAUAUUGCUGCAAAGCUAGGCUAUGCAGCCACUGUUAAAGCCCUUGUUCAGAGUGGAGCUAACCCAAACUUCACUAAUAUUAGAAAGAGACUUCCCAUCGAUUAUGCUGAAAUUGGAGAUUACCAUGACACAGUUAAACUUCUAAUACCACUAACAGAGCGGCCAGUAGUAAUGGGACGAAGAGCUACUAUGGACAGCAGAUCAAAGACACCAGACUCGACUCCAUUAUAUGCUAAGAGGUCAGUCUUUAGUCGUUCAUCAAAGUCAAUGAGAGGGAGCAGCUCUGGGGUAAUACCAAGAAAGACAUAUGAUUCCCCACCAUCAGUCAAUGGAGUUGAGCUCAGACCGAGAGAUAGGUCAGUCUCAGUCACUACUCCUCCAAAGCGUUACAGUCGUGAGUUUGAGGAUCUUCCUCCUCGCCUGUACACCUUCUCCUCCGCCGGUCGGUUACAAGGAGGAAGGAGUCCACUGGUCCUCUCUAUGAGAUCAAACACUCGUACACCAAGUCUUGAGGAGAUGCCAGAGAUAUCGGUAGAGGAGACACUCGCAAAACCAAAUUAUAAGUACAUACCUACUCAGAGUGAUGAUUCAGAAGACAACUCUUCAGUUACAUACAAGCCACUCUUACGCAUUUCCUGUCACUCUGACGUGGUCUCAAACCCACCAACUCUCCCCAGAUCAAGAGGCAGUACUUCGACUGGUCAGAUCUCGUCCCUCAAUACCAGCAUGCCUAACCUUGCAAUCACUAAUGCUGGCAGCAACAGAUCCUCUGCGGUCUUCAGUCCCAGUCCCCUAGCAGGGACCCCCAACACUCCUAGUAAUCCCAUAUACGACUACCUCAGUCCUAAGGUAUCCUCUCCUUCCAAGUCAUCAGUCAAAGACGAGGAGUCUGACAGUGAGAAUGAUAGCUACGUUUGUCUCAGCCCUCGUUUAACCUCGGACAAGAGGACCUCUCCGGAUGGACAGGACGACUCCUUUACUGUUUUAUCUGAUGACGUGUUGCACCACCAGUACGAGUAUUUGGGUCCGUUGCCGGACGAGGACGAACUUGAAGAUGAUUUCGAGUCGUACGUGUACAUGGCUCCUAGAGAUAACGGUCACCUACCAUUACAGAACACAGCAUCAUCGCCCAAAAAUGGAGCGGUACAUAAGUUACCUGGUUCCUCGUGUACUGAGAGCCCAGUAAGACUACCAUACAUUGAGUCCAAUAAGAAAACAGUUGAUAGUGGCCCUACUGAGCACAAGUUGGUGGAGAGUAUCAGGCAGUCAGUCCAGUCAAGACUACAAGAUGCAGAGACUCACUGUCAAAGGAGGCUCCAGCCCUCUCUAUCCGCUCCAAACACUAAUGGCGUAUCUUCUCGUAGACCUAACAGCUGGGUGGACAACCUUCAGCCAGUGAGAGAUGAUGAAACAGCUGAUAUCGAUUCAGACGAGGACGCCAUUUCCUUUGUUGCUGAUAGUUAUAAAAACGGUAACGGAGAAGAGGGAAUCAAAGUCCAGGAGACGCUAGAAAAGUACAAGACCGAAGUGAUGGAGUACUGCAUGAAGCAGGCGGAGAAGAAGAUGAGGGCGAUGGAGGAAGAGUAUCAGAGGAAAAUACAAGAGCUGACAGUUAAAACCGGCAGCAAUGGAGCCUCUACAGGGAGUCCUAAGAAAACAGCAAAACGAUCGUCAGAGACAUUUGUUUAAAAUGAACUUUGUUGCUCCUGUACAAGGGUCACUCUUUCUCUCAUUCAUGCAUCAGUUCAUCACCACUCUUUCUAUCUCACCUCUCUUGUGGAUUGGUUUUUAAUUGUUUUAUAUCCCUCCCUCCUGUACGUGUGCGUCUUUCUGUUCCUGGUUCUCUUUUCUCAACUCUUUCAAACUUUCCGUGUUCUGAAUAUUAAAAAACAUUAUUAUUAUUAAUUUAUUAUUGUUUAGAGACAUACAAAACUGUUGUUUUUCAUUCGUCUGUAGACAAAAAUAUUAUUUCUUCUUUUUUUGAUCACAAGUAUUAUUAUUUAUAAUGUAAUACUUUUACUCACUUAAUAGAUGCAUCAUUUCCGCUUUAUAAUAACUUGGGCAAAAAUUAA